Meloidogyne enterolobii is the source of this 831-nucleotide messenger RNA. The record is from the annotation of a GenBank genome assembly. NCBI's taxonomy places the organism in Eukaryota, Metazoa, Nematoda, Chromadorea, Rhabditida, Meloidogynidae.
AUGUUUAGCAUUGUAGCUUAUAUUGAAACUGCACAAUUGGAUGGUGAAACUAAUCUAAAAAUUAGACAGGCAAAGCCGGAAACUUCUUUGCUCGAUUUUGAACGAAUGAAUCAUCUAAAUUUGGAAUUAGAAUGUGAACAUCCAAAUCGAAAAGUUAAUGAAUUUAUUGGGACAUUACAUUUUGGCAAUGAUCGAUUACCUCUAAAUAUUACUCAAUUUUUAUUGCGAGGAGCUAAACUUAAAAACUGUAAAUGGGUUUGUGGAGUUGUUGUUUAUACAGGCCAUGAAUCUCGUCUUUUAAUGAAUUCAGCAGCAGCUCCCAUAAAAACGUCAGGCAUCGAUGUUCUAACAAAUCAAAGGAUUCUGUUUCUUUUUUUCUUGUUAAUUAUGAUUACUGUUGUGAGUGUUAUUGGUUCGGAAUUUUUUAAUUGGAUUUUGGGCAAGAGUUUUUAUAUUAAUAUGUUUGAACGUUGGUCUUUCCUUUGGAAUGCUCUUACAUUUUUUAUACUUUACAAUAAUAUUAUUCCAAUUAGUCUUCAAGUUACUUUAGAAGUUGUACGAUUUUUCCAAGCUGGAUAUAUUAAUCAGGAUUUAAAGAUGUAUGAUGAAAAUGUUGACAUCCCUGCUAAUGCUAGAACUUCUAAUUUAAAUGAGGAAUUAGGCCAAAUUAAAUAUUUAAUGACUGAUAAAACUGGAACGUUGACAAGAAAUGUUAUGAAAUUUAAAAGAUGUCAAAUUGACGGAAUAGAUUAUGGGGACGAUAAUCAUGAUGAAUUUUCUGAUGGUAAUCUUUUAAAGGAUUUGUCUGACGGAAAGGUAUUUUUAAUUUGA